Messenger RNA from Elaeis guineensis (African oil palm), 2200 nucleotides. Its product is annotated as very-long-chain aldehyde decarbonylase GL1-1. NCBI's taxonomy places the organism in Eukaryota, Viridiplantae, Streptophyta, Magnoliopsida, Arecales, Arecaceae. Gene Ontology annotation, molecular function: iron ion binding; oxidoreductase activity. The record is from RefSeq and is a predicted model, not a curated record. Gene Ontology annotation, biological process: lipid biosynthetic process.
UCGGAUGGAAGCCUAGUCUUCAACUCCUUAUAUAUCACGCCAAUUAGGUGUUACAUUUGUUUAUUCAUUCUGCUGGACAAAUUGUAAAUGGGGAAAGGGCUGUGACCACCUGCCUCAAAGAGUAAGGAAAGCCCCAAAGAGUCCCGCAAUCCCACUCCUUUUGUCUUCUAAGAAGAGAAAUGGUUGCUCUCUUGUCUUCCUGGCCUUGGGACAACUUGGGGGUCUACAAGUAUCUACUGUAUGGGCCACUGGUAGCCAAGGUCAUCUACUCGAGUGCAUGGGAGCAAGGCAAAGCAGACCAAUGGUGCCUCCAUAUACUAAUCCUCUGCGCCCUCAGAGGAUCCAUCCACCAGCUAUGGAGCUCCUUUCACAACAUGCUCUUCCUCACCAGAAGGCGCCGAGUUCUCAGCGAUGGCGUCGACUUCAAACAAAUCGACGAGGAGUGGGACUGGGACAACUUUCUUAUCCUUCAAUCCUUCAUUGGAGCCUUGGUUUAUUAUAGCUUUCUACCAAUCAGAAAGCUGCCUCUAUGGGAUCCGAAGGGAGCCAUCGUUGCUCUACUCCUCCAUGUGGGGAUCUCUGAGCCUCUGUUUUACUGGGUGCACAGAGCAUUCCACACAGGCUACCUCUUCACUCGCUACCACUCUUUCCACCACUCCAUUCCCGUGCCCCAGUCCUUCACAGCUGGAUAUGGCACACCUUUGGAGCACCUCUUCUUGUGUGUGGUGAUGGGUGUCCCCAUCCUUGGAGCCUGCUUGCUGGGAACCGGCUCUGCUGGCUUGGUCUAUGGCUAUGUCUUGCUCUUUGAUUUCUUAAGGUGCAUGGGGCACAGCAAUGUCGAGGUGCUCCCCCAUGGGCUAUUUGAGGCCCUCCCCUUCCUUAGACACCUCAUCUACACCCCAACAUACCAUAGCCUUCACCACACGGAGAAGAACUCCAAUUUUUGCCUUUUUAUGCCUCUCUUUGAUGUCUGGGGAGGGACAACCAAUAGCAAGUCAUGGGAGCUGCACAAAGAGAUAAAUGAAGGUAAGAAUGAUGAAGUUCCUGACUUCGUCUUCCUCGCCCAUGUGGUGGACGUGUCCUCCUCCAUCCACGUACCGUUUAUUUGUCGCACCUUCGGCUCGAUGCCGUACUCAUUCAAGCCCUUCUUGUUGGUGAUAUGGCCUGCUGCAUUCCUAACAAUGCUCGUAAUGUGGGCGUGGUCCAAAACCUUCUUGGUCUCCUUCUACAAGCUCCGUGGUCGGCUGCACCAAAUCUGGGCGGUCCCACGGUAUGGUUUCCAGUACUUCCUACCCUUUGCUAGAGAUGGCAUCAAUGACCAGAUUGAGCUGGCCAUUCUGAGGGCUGAUAAAAUGGAUGUCAAAGUCCUCAGCCUUGCAGCACUGAAUAAGAAUGAAGCUCUCAAUGGUGGUGGAACGCUGUUCGUGAGCAAACACCAACAUCUCAAAGUGCGAGUCGUCCAUGGUAACACCUUAACAGCCGCUGUCAUCCUCAACGAGAUCCAUAAGGAUGUAAAAGAGAUCUUCUUAACAGGUGCCACAUCCAAGCUAGGAAGGGCAAUUGCAUUAUACCUAUGUCGGAAAAGAAUCCGAGUAUUGAUGUUAACAUUAUCGGCGGAAAGAUUUCAGAAAAUUCAGAAGGAAGCCCCACCAGAGUGCCAACACUAUCUUGUUCAAGUCACAAAAUACCAAGCAGCACAAAGUUGUAAGACAUGGAUCGUUGGCAAGUGGUUAUCACCAUGGGAGCAGACGUGGGCACCUCCAGGUACGCAAUUCCACCAGUUUGUGGUCCCUCCUAUUAUUGGCUUCAGAAGGGACUGCACCUAUGGAAAGCUGGCUGCCAUGAGGCUUCCUCAGGAUGUACAAGGACUGGGAAUGUGUGAGUACACGAUGGAUCGAGGCGUCGUUCAUGCCUGUCAUGCCGGAGGUGUGGUGCAUUUCUUGGAAGGAUGGACCCAUCACGAGGUCGGUGCGAUUGAUGUGGACCGGAUCGAUGUCGUGUGGAGAGCUGCUCUGAAGCAUGGGCUCACACCUGCUUGAUGUAGGAUCCUUCAAACCAAGAAAAACGCCUACCUACAUUUAUGUUCCCUAUGUUUCUUUAUUCUCUCCUGAUGUAACAGAUUCAUUGCAAUUUAUUUUUACAUAAUAAAAACAUAAAUGGUGAUUUUUAUUAAAGAAAUCUAAUCUUGUUGUGGCUCUCA